GCCUAGCCAACAUGGCGAAACUCAGUCUUAACUAAAAAUACAAAAAUUUUCCGGGCAUGGUGGCGGGCUCCUGUAAUCCCAGCUACUUGGCAGGCUGAGGCAUGAGAGUCGCUUGAACCUGGAGGAGGAGGUUACGGUGAGCUGAGAUCGCGCUACUGCAUUCCAGCCUGCGCGACGGAGCGAGACCCUGUCAAUGAAUCAAUCAAUUGAUCAAUAAAGGAAAGAAAAACAGAAACCGUUCUACCAAGUCGCUCAAUGCCGUGACCUUCACAUCGACGCUCAAUGAACGUUCUCAGAAGGGAAUCGCCUCUCCUCCCGGCCUCCUCGCCUGGGUGAGGGCCGCAGGCUGCUGCGGGAGCCUCUUUCGCGAGCUUCUCGCCCAGGAGCGCCCGGCCUAGGAGAGGGACUACAAGUCCCAGGCUGCCUUGCGGCGGGCGCCAGACGCGCCGGCCUGCGAGGAGACGUGGCAGAGCGCCGCGUCCCCACUCGGGACCGGAAAGCCGGGGAGGUGGCAGAGGCGAGAAGGUUCCCAGCCAUGGCGGCCAAGACGGCGGGUGUGGGGCGCUGGGAGGUAGUGAAGAAGGGCCGGCGGCCUGGGGCCGGUGCUGGCGGCCGAGGCGGCGGCGGGGACCGCCGGGCACUCGGGGAGGCAAAUGGAGUGUGGAAAUACGACCUGACGCCUCCAAUCCAGACCACAAGCACCCUUUAUGAGCGGGGCUUUGAAAAUAUCAUGAAGCGGCAGAAUAAGGAGCAGGUCCCACCCCCUGCUGUGGAGCCUAAGAAACCAGGGAACAAGAAGCAGCCAAAGAAGGGGGCAACUCCUCCCAACCAAAACCAGAAGCAGGGGCGCUUCCGCAGCCUGGAGGAAGCACUGAAAGCUCUGGAUGUGGCAGCCCUGCAGAAGGAACUGGACAAGAGCCAGAGCGUGUUCUCUGGAAACCCAUCCAUAUGGUUGAAGGACCUGGCCAGCUAUCUCAACUACAAACUCCAAGCUCCUCUAAGUGAACCCACGCUGAGCCAGCAUACUCAUGAUUAUCCCUACAGCCUGGUGAGUCGGGAGCUGCGUGGGAUCAUCCGGGGGCUGCUGGCGAAGGCAGCAGGGUUUCUGGAGCUCUUUUUUGACCACUGUCUAUUCACCAUGCUGCAAGAGCUGGAUAAGACACCAGGGGAUUCACUGCAUGGUUACCGCAUCUGUAUCCAGGCCAUCCUGCAAGACAAGCCCAAGAUUGCCACUGCAAACCUAGGCAAGUUCCUGGAGCUGCUGAGGUCCCAUCAGAGCCGACCAGCAAAGUGUCUGACCAUCAUGUGGGCCCUGGGUCAAGCAGGUUUUGCCAACCUCACCGAGGGACUGAAAGUGUGGCUGGGGAUCAUGCUGCCUGUGCUGGGCAUCAAGUCUCUGUCUCCUUUUGCCAUCGCAUAUCUGGAUCGGCUGCUUAUGAUGCAUCCCAACCUGACCAAGGGCUUUGGCAUGAUCAGCCCCAAGGACUUCUUCCCACUCCUGGACUUUGCCUACAUGCCUAACAACUCCCUGACACCCAGUCUGCAGGAGCAGCUGUGUCAGCUCUACCCUCGACUGAAGGUGCUGGCAUUUGGAGCCAAGCCGGAUUCCACCCUGCACACCUACUUCCCUUCUUUCCUGUCCAGAGCCACCCCUAGCUGUCCCCCUGAGAUGAAGAAAGAGCUCCUGAGUAACCUGACAGAGUGCCUGACGGUAGACCCCCUCAGCGCCAGCGUCUGGAGGCAGCUGUACCCUAAGCACCUGUCACAGUCCAGUGUGCUGCUGGAGCACUUGCUCAACUCCUGGGAGCAGAUUCCCAAGAAGGUACAGAAGUCUUUGCAAGAAUCCAUUCAGUCCUUUAAGCUUACCAACCAGGAGCUGCUGAGGAAGGGCAGCAGUAACAACCAGGAUGUCGUCACCUGUGACACAGCCUGCAAGGGCCUGUUGCAGCAGGUUCAGGGUCCUGGGCUGCCCUGGAUGCGGCUCCUCCUCUUGCUGCUGGUCUUUGCUAUAGGCUUUCUGUGCCAUGACCUCCGGUCACACAGCUCCUUCCAGGCCUCCCGUACUGGCCGGUUGCUUCGAUCAUCUGGUUUCUUGCCUGCUAGCCAACAAGCCUAUGCCAAGCUCUACUCCUACAGUCUGCAAGGCUACAGCUGGCUGGAGGAGACACUGCCGAUCUGGGGCUCCCACCUGAUCAUUGUAGUGCGGCCCAGCUUGCAGCUGGCCUGGGCUCACACCAAUGCCACAGUCAGCUUCCUUUCUGCCCACUAUGCCUCUCACCUUGCCUGGUUUGGUGACAGCCUCACCAGUCUCUCUCAGAGGCUACAGAUCCAGCUCCCUGAUUCACUGAAUCAGCUGCUCCAUUAUCUGAGAGAGCUGCCCCUGCUUUUCUACCAGAAUGUGCUGCUGCCGCUGUGGUACCUCUUGCUUGAGGCCCUGGCCUGGGCCCAGGAGCACUGCUAUGAGGCAUGCAGAGGUGAGGUGACCUGGGACUGCAUGAAGACACAGCUCAGUGAGGCUGUCCACUGGACCUGGCUCUCCCUCCAGGACGUCACAGUGGCUUUCUUGGACUGGGCACUUGCCCUGAUAUCCCAGCAGUAGGCCCUCUGGCCAUUGGUUUCUGCGUGGACAGACAGACCAUCCAAGACUGCAACGGGGAGAAGGCGGCAGUUCUGCAUGGGAGUCGGUUUGACUUGGUGCCUGAGUUCUCUCCUAAACAAGUGGCCAGGUGCCUCCACCUCAGUUCUUCCAUCUUUGGUGGGGACAGGGCCCAGCGGCAUCUCCUCCUGCCCACAGUUUCACUGGACGCUUCUCUGGCCCUACUGCACAUGGCCCCCAGCCUCCGUCCUUGUGCUGAUGGCCUCUCACAGCUCUUGCCCUCUGCCUUCCACUUCCCUCCAUCUCAUUUCUAAACCCCAAACAGCUCGUCUCUAAAAAGAUGGAACUCCCAGCAAGCAGUUUCUGUGUUCUUCUGACAAAUAUUCCUGCUUCUCCAGACUUCAGCAGCCUCCUGUUCCCAUUCUUGGUCACAGCUCUAGCCAGCCACAGCAGAAGGAACAGGACUUCCAGAAGAAUAUAGCACCACGUUGGGAAACAGCAGCCUCACCUCCAUCCCCGAAGCCUGGGUGUGGCUUUCAGUGGACAUGGGGGGCUGGAUGAAAAUGCCUCUCACCUGAAAAGGGCCCUCACUUCAAAAUGCCCAACUUGCCCCAAAUGCCUCAUAGUCCUGCUUCUUCCAACUUUCCAUUCCCCAUCAUGCUUGGGGGCUCUGCUACAAGGCUCACCUUCUCUCCACUGUCUGCCCUGCCUAUCGUUUGUCUGGAGAGCAGAGCCCAGGUAGUUGUGUGCCUUGGGCCCAGGGAACCUUCCAUCUGCCUGUUGAGACAGGACUCAGCAUGUUCUUGGGGAUGCCUACCAGGUGGAAUAAAGGACACAUUUGAUUUCUA
Messenger RNA from Callithrix jacchus (white-tufted-ear marmoset), 3444 nucleotides. It is a transcript of the gene TMEM214, whose product is annotated as transmembrane protein 214. The record is from RefSeq and is a predicted model, not a curated record. NCBI's taxonomy places the organism in Eukaryota, Metazoa, Chordata, Mammalia, Primates, Cebidae. Gene Ontology annotation, cellular component: endoplasmic reticulum; Golgi apparatus.